GGUACCGGGGAUUGGGGACGAACCUUCCUUGGCGCCAACCGACGACCCCACGAGGAAAACAGCAUGCAGGGGGGAGAGGGAGAGAUGGAUAUUUAAAGACCUUUCCGGCUCCUUGGAGGCUUGAGCCCCAUCUCCUGCUCACAAGAAAAACGCCACCGAGUUGCACAAGCCAAAGAAACAAAGAAGAAGAGCAGCAGAAGGAGGAGAGAAUGAUGGGGAGGAGAAGAGAUGCCGAGACGGAGCUCAACCUGCCGCCGGGUUUCCGAUUCCAUCCCACCGACGAGGAGCUCAUCGUCCAUUACCUCCGCCGCAAGGUCGCUUGCCAAUGUCUCCCCGUUCCCAUCAUCGCCGAGGUCGAUCUCUACAAGUACGACCCUUGGGAUCUCCCAGAGAAGGCAUUGUUUGGACAGAGGGAGUGGUAUUUCUUCACGUCGCGCGACAGGAAAUACCCGAACGGGUCGAGGCCUAACCGGGCCGCCGGAAGGGGAUACUGGAAGGCAACAGGGGCCGAUAAGCCGGUCUCGCCGCCGGGGAGCAGUCGGCCUCUUGGGAUAAAGAAGUCUUUGGUGUUCUACCAUGGAAAGGGGCUGAAAGGAGUCAAGACUGAUUGGAUUAUGCAUGAGUACCGGCUCGCAGACACCAACCGAGCCGCCAGCAAGAAGAAUAGUCUUAGAUUGGAUGACUGGGUACUUUGUCGAUUGUACAACAAGAAGAACAGCUGGGAGAAGACACAGCGACAAAAGGAGAAGGGAACCCCUGAAGAGAUGACAGAUUCGAUGGAGGCAUCGGAAAGUUUCAGGACUACUCCAGAAUCAGACAUUGAGACUGAGUUGUUCCCGGACUUUGACAGUCUGGAUUGGGCUGGAGGUCAGCUACGUCAAGCUUUCGAUAAUGGAGUUGACGCAAUGAGAACCAGCAACACUGGUAGCUUUCAGAUGAUAGAACGUCAGAAAGAGGAUAGCGAUUGGUUUAGCGGCUUGUAUCUAGAUGAUUUGCAGAGCUCUUCAGCAGCAUUUGGAGCGACGCCUGCUAUCGAUAUGUGGAACCAGGAGUACUACUUCCCGACCAUCAGUUCUCCGUAUCUGAAGCCGAGCCAAACCAGCAUGCCACACUUCUAAUAUUAGGAGGUUUUCAGGGAAACCAUGAGUCCUAAUCUCGGUGCCAGAUAGAUCUGUAUCAAUAUCUUAUACUAAAUAGUAUAGUACAAUACGGUAUGUUUUUUAACCAAAAUAGUUCUCUAACUAUUUUUUUUCAAUUUUUAUCUCAAUAUACACUUUAAUAUAGAUCGGUACAUCUCGAUAUAGGACAGUAUGAGAUUUGUACCAAUUCGAAACUAAGUUUCGUAUCAGUUUUCUCUCGAUAUGGUAUGGUACGUUCUGUACCAAGUAGUAUAGCAGACCAUGAUGAAAACUAUUGUAUAUAGAGCAGGGCGGCUGAGCAUCCUAUCGUGCAGGAGGAUGAACACUGUAGCAAGUUUCUCACAUAUUAUAAUGUAAGAUUCAUUUGUUUUUCUAUAUUUUUGUUUUCUCUCGCACAUUUAAACAGUUAUCAUUUGUUUUGAAACGGGAAAAGUUGGUCGGUGUAUACAUGUACAUAUGAAAACAAGACUUUAGUUGUGGAAGUAAAU
Phoenix dactylifera (date palm) is the source of this 1627-nucleotide messenger RNA. Its product is annotated as NAC domain-containing protein 68-like. Gene Ontology annotation, biological process: regulation of DNA-templated transcription. The record is from RefSeq and is a predicted model, not a curated record. Gene Ontology annotation, molecular function: DNA binding. Lineage: Eukaryota; Viridiplantae; Streptophyta; Magnoliopsida; Arecales; Arecaceae.